Neoarthrinium moseri is the source of this 810-nucleotide messenger RNA. RefSeq lists its product as uncharacterized. Gene Ontology annotation, molecular function: protein binding. NCBI's taxonomy places the organism in Eukaryota, Fungi, Ascomycota, Sordariomycetes, Amphisphaeriales, Apiosporaceae. The record is from RefSeq and is a predicted model, not a curated record. The coding region runs from base 1 to 810 and encodes 269 amino acids. The transcript has 2 exons.
AUGGACAACGAUAAGAAACAGAAGUUCGUGCAACAGCUCAUUGACGCCGUCAAGGCUGACGACAUCAACGGGCUGAGAGCACUUUUGGAUUCUGCCGAGGAGCCCAUCUCGAAAUACAACUAUGCAUACGAGGCUCUGAAUACUGCGCUCAGGUUGGGCCGCUACGACAUAGAGGAUGAGCUCAUGAGACGAGGCGCGCGGUGGACCUACGAGUCCAUACAAGAUGUCGUCGACGGCGGCGACGAGUCCAACAGCUGGAACACCAAGGCAGUCGACGUGGCAAUCGCAAACGGAUGGGACGUGCAUACGGAAUAUGAGCAUGUCGGAAAUGCUCUAGUACACGUCGUCUCUAUGAAUCAGUGCCACAUCCCGAUGAUCGCGCAUCUUAUUGCCAAGGGCGCAGACCCGAAUGAAGGGCGCCAGACUUAUUCAAAUCCGCUGGAAAUCGCUUGCGAGAUCCCGGAUCUCCAAGUAGCCAAGUUCCUGAUCGAACAUGGCGCAACAGUGAAGGGAACAAGCGCCCUCCGAGAAGCUUCAAUCACAGGUGAUGUUGAGCUAGUGCGGCUGUUGCUGGACAAGGGAGCAGACAUCAACGAGAUUCCUCCGGAGAAUGGCAGGCCGUCACAUUGGGUAACCGAUGAGCGUUGGGGCACUCCGCUCCAUGCCGCAGUGUACUAUGAUCGCGUUGAAUGUGUCAAGUUUCUUCUUGAAAACGGUGCCGCGCAGGAUAUAAGAAAUCCCAGCGGGGUAACGCCUUUGGAGCUUGCAAAGAAAAGAGGAAACGAUGAGAUUCUAAGAUUGUUCAAGUAG